UGCGUUCGCGUCAGGAGCAGGAAGUGUGUGCGUGCCUUUGUGCCUGAGAGAGUGAAUUUGUGUUGGGGAGUCGAACUGUAGUAACAGCAGCACCCUUUCUUCAUUUCCCCGUGCUUGCAUUGUUAUUUCACCUCGCCUCUGUUUUGCUCUGUGCAAUGGAUGGGUAUUGGGCAUCUGGAGAGCCUCCUGUUUCCGCCUCCUCGUGUUGCUUUACUACCAUGAGCAGUUCCACUCCAUCCACAGCUAAUGGCACUGACGGUAAAAAGUAUAAAGGAGAACGAUCUCCUUGUGACCCCUCCCGUGUCCUUCACAUCCGUAAAGUUCCCAUCGAAGUGUCCGAGGCAGAGGUCAUCUCACUAGGAGUCCCUUUCGGCAAAGUCACCAACCUGUUGAUGCUUAAAGGGAAAAACCAAGCUUUUAUAGAAAUGGCUUCUGAAGAAGCAGCAAUCACCAUGGUUAACUACUACACCACAGCCACACCCCAUGUCCGCAACCAGCCCGUCUACAUCCAGUACUCCAACCACCGCGAGCUCAAGACCGAUAAUCUGCCCAACCAGGGGAGGGCUCAGGCUGCUCUGCAAGCUGUAAAUGCAGUGCAUUCUGGGAAUAUGACACUCUCUGGGACUGCGACAGCCAGUGAUGGAGGAAUGAUGCCCGGACAGAGUCCUGUGCUUCGUAUCAUCGUAGAGAAUCUCUACUACCCAGUGUCUCUAGAAGUGCUACACCAGAUCUUCUCAAAAUUUGGAACGGUCCUGAAGAUCAUUACCUUCACCAAGAACAACCAGUUCCAGGCCUUGCUACAAUAUGCAGAUCCAAUGAACGCACAUCACGCCAAAGUGGCUUUGGAUGGGCAGAACAUCUACAACGGCUGCUGCACUCUGCGUGUGGAAUUCUCCAAGCUGACCAGUCUGAAUGUGAAGUACAACAACGACAAGAGCAGGGACUUCACUCGUCUAGACCUACCCUCAGGAGACGGGCAGCCCGCGCUCGACCCCACCAUGCAGACCGCGUUCGGGGCUCCAGGGAUAAUUUCCUCUCCGUACCCCGGGGCGGCUGGUUUCGCCCCUGCUAUCGGUUUCCCUCAGGCAGGUCUGUCCAUGCAGACGAUGCCUGGCGCUCUGGGACCUCUCACCAUCCCUUCCUCAGCAAUGACGGGACGGAUGACCAUCCACGGCAUGGCCCCCACCGCCAUCCACUCUGUGCUCCUCGUCUCCAACCUCAACCCCGACAGCAUAUCACCACACGGGCUCUUCAUCUUAUUCGGAGUGUACGGAGAUGUUCACCGAGUCAAGAUCCUGUUCAACAAGAAAGAGAAUGCCUUAAUACAGAUGGCAGACGCCACGCAAGCCCAGCUCGCGAUGAGCCAUUUGAACGGUCAGCGUCUGUAUGGUAAGGUGAUCCGUGUGACCAUCUCGAAGCACCAGACGGUGCAGCUCCCCAGAGAGGGUCAGGAGGACCAGGGCCUGACCAAAGACUUCAGCGGGAGCCCGUUGCACCGCUUCAAAAAGCCCGGCUCCAAGAACUUCCAGAACAUCUUCCCUCCCUCCGCCACCCUGCACCUCUCAAAUAUCCCUCCCUCCACUACGGAUGACUUUCUGAAAGAUCUGUUUGCCAGCUCUGGAUACACAGUCAAGGCCUUCAAGUUUUUCCAGAAGGACCGCAAGAUGGCGCUGAUCCAGCUGGGUUCGGUGGAAGAAGCCAUCCAGGCUCUUAUUGACCUCCACAACCACGACCUGGGAGAAAACCACCAUCUGAGAGUGUCCUUCUCCAAAUCCACCAUCUAGCACCCCUUCACUACAAACACACCCUUUCCCCAUCCUCCCCGAACCAGCCCUUCUACCUUCAGCAGUCUAAAAAAAAAGACUGACUGACAAACUCUUAAAAAAAAAAAAAAAAAAAAAACAUUACAGAUAUUCAUGGGGUAGUUUUAGAGAUUUCCAAAUAAAAAGAAAAAAAAGAAAAAAAAAAAAAAAAGCAAAUAAGAGACUACUGCAGAACCUUUCGGAGAGUCUGAGAGUGAGUUCGUUUUACUCUCACGAAAACCAGGGCUGGAGACGCAUGGGAUAUCCAUGACAAUGUGACGUUUCUGGGAAGUAGGACUCCCUCUUUAGUCGAUUGGUGAGGACUUUGUUGGUGUGAAACGCAAACUAACACGAGGUGAACAUUCUCAAAGGAGUCACUGCUGAGGAAGUCUCUUCACCGCACACUUGCCGAUUACAUUGGAGACUGACACUCCUGUAGCCCAAUGGCCUUGAUACCCCAGACCUAAGUGAGGGCGGAGUCUCCUCUGCGCCGCCCCUUCAUUCUCAUUGGCUGUUUCAACGGAGCGCCCCAUUUCCAGUGGGAAGUGUUGAACGCACGGUCACCGUUUGAAUGUCGCCGACGUCAUCAUCAAGGUGCUGCUGGAAAAAAAAAAAAUCUGUAGCGACGGCCUCGACCGAUGGGCCUGUCCUUUUUCAUCAGAGUAGCAUUAAAACAAGAGUGCUAUGGAUUCAAGAAUGAGUGCGUUUAAAAAUUCGCAGCUGUUUGGGCGUACAAACCUUUUGUUUCUCGGCACUUUGAUCGAUUAGAAUUGAAGACAGGCACCGUUGGGAAUGUUUGGCAUCCUCAUAUCUGUUUACUGUGCAAAGAUGUAUAGCCAGAUGGUAGGCAUCUGUGAAUAGAUAGUGAAUGGCGUGAUUUGUUUUUUUUCUUGUAUUAUGAAAAUUUUAUAUCGGACAGAAACGGCCUCUCGUGGGCUCUCUGCACCCGCAAUGCUGUCAGAGAACAUCUGCGUGCAAUGGCGCAACGUCAUUGUCCAGUCGAUCGGGUUCCUCUGGACCGGGGCGAACAUUUUCAAACAUGCACGAUCAUUCCAGAAAACUCACGGCCAGCUGUCAAUCUUACUGGAACGCUCCAAUCAGCAACGCCCAGCCUGACAGUAGGCUCCGCCUCCUAAGUGAAAUUCUCAAUGUGAAUGGUAUAGCCCGUGAUCUCGAUGGGAAAUUGAUGAUUUCCUCCAUUCUGUUCCCCUUCUUGCUCUCAGUUGAGUCUUUUCCUUUCGUUCUUCUUGUUUUCCCAUCUUUCCACACAGGUGCAGAAGAAUCUGUGCUCUUUGUUCCUUCUCUCCUCGGCUCCGGCCACAGGUGUGAGAGUCUGCAGCCGUGGGCUCUGUAGAAACUGUAGUGAAGCCCAUUGAGUCACAGCAAAAAAAGAGGGCGGCACUCUCUUUUGCCUUGCAGUCCCACACUAAAUGCCUCUGCAUCCAAACCAAAUAUUUAAGGAAAGAGCGAGUCUGAAUGACACGGAGAUGCCACCUAGUUUCCAAAACCUAGUGAGCUGUUGCAAAGGCGGCAUCCUAAUUGCCAUGAAAGCCCAUAAGUGACUAAACUGAUCUGCACAGGAAAAUCUCCUCCGGUAGAGUCCAGACCAGAGGUUUUCUUCAAGAGGUGGAGAUGGUAAACUCUGAGUCUGUGUCAUUGGGGAAAAAACUGUCAACUUAGAUGAAUCUUGUAAGCCAACCACAAAGACCUUGCCAUCAUAGAAGUAUUUGCAACAGUAAAUAACCGAUGACGGAGACUAUUAAAAUCCUGUCGAGGUUUUGGCAGCGAGAUUGAAAUAUGGCUCAAACCAAAACUAGCAUCUCCCCCAUAGAUUCCAUUCAAAUUUAAGGUCUCGAAUGAUUUUAGUUCAGUUAGAUGUUAGCAUGUUGCUAAGCUAGCACGUCUAUAUCGCUAUUAUGAAUUUUACAGUAGCAGCACUGGCUUUAUGUACUAUUAACAGUCUAGAGACGGUGCUGUGUGUAAAUGCAAUAAUACGUAUAAAAUGUUCACUGUGUGCUUUGUUUAUGCACAGGUGUUGCAACAUUAGCUUAGCUACACGCUCAUGUGCUAACUCCCGAAUCAGUUCAUUCAUAUAACUUGGUUCAUUUUGGGAUAUUUCGUCUCAUGUGAAACAUCAACACUACAGUCAAAAGAAUAAAUGCACAUUUGUCUGUAUUCGGGAAAUUGUAGGUUUAUUCAUAAUCGACAUUCGCCUUGAUUCGCCCCAACAUUUUAAAUGAGCUUCCGGGAUUGCCUUAUCCACAAAGGAUGCAUGCAGCGCUGCCUUAGAUUUGGGCCAAAAUUAGAUAUCUUAGAAGGCUGGAACAGCCCUUGUGCCGGGAGCAUGCCUGUGAUGCCUUAAAAUGCGGCCUAAGUAGACAGCUCACUAGCUUUUGGAACAUGGCAAUGGUGUGCAAAUACAGAAGCUGAUUCUAUAUGUAUGCGUUUAGUUAGUACCGGUGUAUAUUACCGGUUUCAUCGAGACUCUCUCUUAUAUAUGAUGAUAUAUAUGAAGCGUACGAGCAAGGUGCCGUCUCAUUUAGUGAAAAUCUGGCCUUAACAUUCCAAGGAGGGUCACCGUAGAGCUGUUGAGUAGCAUCUAAAGGGAGCAGCUUCUGUGCCUGCGCGCUAUAUGCUCUAUUAAUGAAAUAAAUCAAGAAUCUUCAUGAUCACGCAAGGCAAGGGACAGUGACUUUUUUUUGUCUUUGACUGAUUUCACCUGAAGCGAUUCGAAUUUUUCGCUUUCACUUCUCAAAAGAAAUUGAAUUUUGUUGAAGUUUACAGUCUUAAAGCAAAACUAUUCAGGUCUAUAUAUCUUAAGGAUUGUCAAGAUUUUUUGAGAAAAAAAAAAAGUUACUUAUUUUUGGUAAUUUGUUCUUUUUUAUGGAAGAGAAAAAAAAAAAAAUCAAAUUUGAAACCUCAUCGGGUUUUUGUACCACUAUAAUCAUUCAAGAAAUCAUGGUGAAAAAAAAAAAAAUCAUAUUUACUGUGUAUUUACCUAAUUUCUUAUUACGUGCCUUAUUAUGUGUUCAUAAUCAAAUAGGUUUUAGAAAAUUUACCUAAAAUAUCUUAUGUACUAUUUUGUGGGAUUGGUGAGAGGGUUGAUUUAUUUUGAUCUUGAUUUUUAUUUGAUUUUAUUUUUUUGUUGUGUAGCUCUUAUAGAUGUGCAUUUUGUGGGGACUCAGUACCAUGUGGUCUUAAUAUGAUAUGAGAUGUAAGUUAUGAUGUAUGGUGCUGUGAAUGCUCUCAUUAGAAAAAUGAACGGUGAACUCAACGAUGUUCAGAGCAUGCUGUGGGUCUCUAUUCUCCCUCGCUGAUGUGUGUGUGUGUGUGUGUGUGUGUGUGUGUGUGUGUGUGUGUGUGUGCGUGUGUGUACAUAAGUAUGCUAGACCCGCGUACCAUUGUUACAUAAAGCCUUUCUAGGCCAAAAAAUGUUCCUCGAUCUCUGAUCUAAAUAAUUCACGCUCGAAGACAGGUUGCUGUAAGCUUGCUCAUCGUUCUGAUUAAAUAGUAUGAAUUUGAGCUGUUAAGAGCACAUCUGUGAAGUUUUUAGUUCUUUUGUUCUUUUUUUGCUAAACAAAUGCUAAAAUGGGGGGAAAAACAUAUAUUAAAGGAGCCACCUAAGUUGUUCUGGAAUAGUGGUCGACCGAUAUAUCGGCCGAUAUUUGCCUUUUUUUUACGGAUAUUUCAGAAGACUUCUAUUUUGAUGGCAAACGGGACAUUUAUUCUGACAAGCGCACACAGUGCCCGUUCGCCAUCUUUAUUCGGUUUAAAACUGUCUAAUUAUUUUUACUAAUUUCAUUAGUAAAAAAUGUCCGUCUAAUUAAAAGUAUUUAUUUUACAGAUGUAUUUAUUACAAUAAUUUUUUUUUAUGUUUAUACAUUUUCAAAUGAUAAAAAUGAAUUAAAUAUUACGUAAAAUAAACAUACAUUUAAUUUGAGCAACUUUCAUGUAUGCGUUAUCUAAAUAGUGUGGUUUUAUAUCGGCCGCCGUGCUCUCUAAGAUAUCGGCCGUCAAAAAGCGUCUAUAUGGGUCGACCACUAAUCUUAAGACUUGCGGGUGGGCUCUUUUUUUUACUUUGGGCCAGUAAUUAACCACGUAGCAACCACCAGAGCACCCUAGCAACCGCAUAGCAACACGUUAAAAUCACUCCGAACGUCGCAGCAACCAUAUAGCAACAAUCAGGCAACGGGAAGGACCACUCAGAAAUCAAUAUCUGCCAGCGUGGACUACAUCACGGAGCGUGAUCUGCGUGAUAUCAUCUAACGCGAUUACGAAACUCCCGAUACACGCGCUCAGUUUAAAUUAGACCCAGAAGCCCACAGCAUUCGCUCUAAGUGUUCAGGUCUGCCUUCCAUUUUGCUACGGAGUGAUGCCGAUGUCUGAGACCUCCGCCUGUGUGUUUUGGAGUUGUAUCUUAUUUACUGUACCUUAUAAUUGAUUCAUUUUAGGGGUUUUGGCCUGUUUCGUUCUUGCUCUGUCGUGAUGCUUUUUGUUCUUUUUUUUUGGGUGUUUGUUGAUUUUCUUUAUUAAGAGUGUGAAACUGGUUCAAGAUUGUCGUCUGUCACUCUGCCUCUUCACAACAGCAGUUCUGGGUCUGUAACGUCCACAGAUGUGUGCGAACGGGAGCGAGAGCGGUCGCUAGAGGUCAGGUCCCGCCAGAAGCGGAACACACACACGAUCUGCUUCCGGCUGCGAUUGCUUUUUAUUUAUCAACAGGAGAAAAAGCCAGACUCCAUAAACGUGUCACAGAAGUCACAAGAAGUCAUUCGUUUUUUUUUUUUUGUUUCUCGAAGCGUAACAUUUUUCCGACCACGUCUUGACUCAGGCAACAACGUUCCGCCGUGUCCUCGUCGAUAUCCGCGCUCGCUCGGACAGUCACACACGUGUAUGGUUCUUUCCAGGUUUUUUACUGUAAAAGUCACAAAUAAUGCAGGACCAAAGUUUAUGUGCCUUUCAUCUAGCUUAUUUGUAACUUAUUUCCUGGCUGUAUAUCAGAAACCAACAAAACGUCUUGUAUUUUCCACUCUCGAUCAUGUUACGAGUCUGUCCUGUUCGUUCCCCUCAGAAAGGUCAAGCCAUAUCCUUCCCUCCCCGUCAAAAGCGAGACUCAUUUGCGAUUCUGAAUGUGUUCCCGGGCCCUUAUGGAUUCAUUCGUACCGCCUUACGCUUUCAGUAUUUCACGAACUGCUCCGGGUAGACGCCACGAUCUGUACAACGGAUAAGCGGUUACAUUUUUUUUUUUUAUUGACGUCGUCAUCGAUUCCAUUAAAAAGCUUUACUCUAAAACACACGAGACCAUAACGACAAACUAACCACUGAAACCAAAGGAUUUGAUUUUAUCCAAUUGGAAACGACGCGGCACUGAAAUAUUAUUGCGACGCAGUCGACUCUUACCAUCUAAACUUUAAAUUUCAGCCGUAACGCUUUCUGUUUUCUUCUCACGACUAAAUUUAUGCUAAUUGAGCUGUCUAAUUUGCAUUAAAGGGAGGGGCUAGCCAGACUAAAUGAACAAGCUGAGGCGUCGCUCAAGCACAGCGCACAUACAGAAGUGCCUGAGUUGAUCUCAGGAUGCUUUGACACGCAAUGAAAUACCUAAUUUAUAGUUUUUAUGAAUGUUUCACUACCAAACGGAAACGAAUGCUGUACAUACGUGUUCCCUUGUUUUGUUUUGUUUAACCUGGCCAAAAAAAUGGUUUCGGGGAACAAGACACACACACACACACACACACAAUAUGAACUGGUUUUUAUAUUUAUGGAAAUUAACAUACAAACACAAUUUGUCUUCUGUAUUUUGAUAUCAUACCAGUACCAGCUUUCAUUUGUAAAGCCGUUUAUGUGACUUGUGGGAAUUGGGGAGAGACAUGAGCGUAUCCAGUUUAUGAGUUCGAUGUAAUAAAUGCAAAUAGAAGAUAAACUAUUAAAGAAACAUAUUUUCUAAUUUUUGCAGUGCAUGAUUGAGUGGAGAUUUUCUUUUUCUUUUUUGUAGAAAGCAUUUUUUUUUCUGUUUAUGAAUAUCUUAUUAUUAUGCAUACUCAUUAUUAGAGUUAUUAUUCUUAUUACCCACCCUGCUGACGUUUUUCCUAAUCAACUUUAAUUGUAGCAUGCCUUGAAUAAAUGUCAUGACAUCUGUA
Puntigrus tetrazona (Sumatra barb) is the source of this 7936-nucleotide messenger RNA. It is a transcript of the gene ptbp3, whose product is annotated as polypyrimidine tract binding protein 3. NCBI's taxonomy places the organism in Eukaryota, Metazoa, Chordata, Actinopteri, Cypriniformes, Cyprinidae. Gene Ontology annotation, molecular function: mRNA binding. The record is from RefSeq and is a predicted model, not a curated record. The transcript is spliced from 14 exons. Gene Ontology annotation, biological process: regulation of RNA splicing; mRNA processing. Gene Ontology annotation, cellular component: nucleus. The coding region runs from base 156 to 1784 and encodes 542 amino acids.